Dentiscutata heterogama is the source of this 1213-nucleotide messenger RNA. Lineage: Eukaryota; Fungi; Glomeromycota; Glomeromycetes; Diversisporales; Gigasporaceae. The record is from the annotation of a GenBank genome assembly.
AAUCUACCGAAAAAAAGUUUAUGUCUCCGAUCAUAAUUUCACCCAAAAAAAGUCCAAGUUCGCUUAAGCCUCGUACAUUUCCUCGAGUUUUUUCACCUCGUCUUGGAAAACAAGUACUAGAGGAGAGGAGUACAAGACUAUAUCAAGUAGAAAAUAUAGAUGAUAGUACUGAAAAAUACCAAGAUUAUGAGGACAGUCGACCGUUCAUUCAUGAUGACAUAUAUACUCUUCCCGAAAACCUGGGUAUUCAAGAAGCAAAGCAAACAAAUGAAGUAGCACAAAGUGUCAGGUUCCAAUCUACAGGAUUAGAAUUGCCUCUGUCAUUUGGUGAAAAGCUUGUGGAGUCGCCACUGCCAUAUGGUGAAAAGACUUUAGAAUCUGAUGAGUCAAACUUAACUCGGGCGUCUCUUAUAUCGCAGUAUAAUGAGACAACACAAGAACAGUCCAUAUUUGAGACAACAUCUUCAUAUCAAGACAGAGAUGAAGUUCAAUAUUUAGAUUCUUAUCGGGAUGAAACUCAAGAUUCCGAUGAAUCGAAAUUUGGAAAAAUUAUCGAGUCUGAUGUAUCCAGAUUGUUAAAAACUUCCGAACUUAAACAGUCCUUUAACAACUUUGAAGAGGAAUCUAAAUCUAGCGUACCACAAAUUGUACCUGAUACAACUACAGAAGAUAUAAUUGCAGAAAAUGGCAAUGAAUUAAUGGGGGUUUCUGAAAAUUUUGGUUCAUUUGGACUAGGAGAACCACCAAAAACAUUCAAUGCAUCUGGUUCGCAAGGCGGUUUCGGUUUAUUCGGAGAUAGAUCACUUGCAAGCACCCCUAUAAGUACCUCUACUUUUGGUAAGCCGACGUCAUUUGGCGCGGCAACAUCUGCUCCUAUAGUAUUUGGAGCAGGAUUACCAGUUAGUAAUAAUGCCUCAGGUAUUCCACCAGCUUUUGCAACACCACCUAGCAAUGUAAAUACAUUUAGUUCAUUAUCUGCACAUCCUUCUCAAGCAUUUGGACAACCAGCGUUUGGACAGAUUGGUUUUGGACAAUCAUCACUUGGCGCACCUAAGACACAAGCAUUUGGGCAACCAGCAUUUGGGCAACCAGCAUUUGGACAACCAGCAUUUGGACAAUCUGGUUUCGGGCAAGCGCGGAUGUUUGGAACUCCUGCAGCUCUUUCCGCGAAUGUGAGACCUCCAAGUGGUAGUGGAUUUGCUCGAUUCGCAAG